Molecule: messenger RNA, 908 nt
Organism: Durio zibethinus
Lineage: Eukaryota; Viridiplantae; Streptophyta; Magnoliopsida; Malvales; Malvaceae
Product: putative methylesterase 14, chloroplastic
Biological process (GO): jasmonic acid metabolic process; salicylic acid metabolic process
Molecular function (GO): methyl jasmonate esterase activity; methyl indole-3-acetate esterase activity; methyl salicylate esterase activity
Source: RefSeq, a predicted model, not a curated record
UGUGGUUUUCUGAAUAAUGGGUAUAGCUUCAUUUGCAGAAAAAAGAAAGAUACCAAAGAUAAUGGAUUAAGAAGCAAGAGAAUGGGGAGGUCUCAAAGGAAAAUGCUUGCAGAAGAAGAGUUUUUGCAUAAGCUAGCUUUGUCUAUAGCUCUUCAUCAGCACAGAUUUGAUGGAUCCAUAUCAAAGAGAAUUGGCUCUACCAGCUCUAGAAGACACUCUGAUCCGUUAGCGAAUAACGAAAAAAAGGUAUUGGAAUCUCUUGAAAAUAUCAAGUUUAAAAGAAUCAUUCUGAUACAUGGAGAAGGAUUUGGAGCUUGGUGUUGGUAUAAAACAAUUGCUCAGUUGGAGGAAGUGGGCCUUCUGCCUACUGCAUUGGAUCUCACAGGUUGUGGUGUUGAUCUGACAGAUACAAACACUGUCACUACAUUGGCAGAAUAUUCAAAACCAUUGAUUCAAUAUCUACAGAACCUUCCUGAAGAUGAGAAGCUUGGUUCUGCUGAACGUUUCAUGCAAGAGUCGCAAUUUUUGAUUUAUGGAAAUGGCAAAGAUAAGCCUCCUACAGGGUUCAUGUUUGAGAAACAGCUGAUGAAAGGGUUAUAUUUCAAUCAAUCACCAACAAAGGAUGUAUCUUUGGCAAUGGUUUCCAUGAGACCCACACCACUAGGUCCAAUCAUGGAGAAACUGUCAUUGUCACCCGAGAAGUACGGAUCCGGGCGGCGGUUCUUCAUUCAGACAUUAGAUGAUCAUGCUCUUUCACCAGAUGUGCAAGAAAAGCUAGUAAGAGAAAACCCAACAGAAGGAGUUUUCAAGAUUAAAGGGAGUGAUCACUGCCCAUUCUUCUCAAAGCCACAGUCUCUUCACAAAAUUUUAGUAGAAAUUGUUCAGAUUCCAUAACUUGAUUUUCAGAU